Molecule: messenger RNA, 1707 nt
Organism: Aethina tumida (small hive beetle)
Lineage: Eukaryota; Metazoa; Arthropoda; Insecta; Coleoptera; Nitidulidae
Exons: 12
Source: RefSeq, a predicted model, not a curated record
ACGACACAGAGUUGUUUGUAAUAUUUUAUAGGUGCCAAAACACUUAACACCAAAGACAUUGAUUCAGGUGAAAUUCCAACCUGGAAAUUUGAUUAUUUACUUUUAAUUAUCACGGUCUGGCACAGUUCACAACUGUGUUUGUCCUGUUAUUCAAACACUACAAUUAGCAUCUAAACUUGACUCGAGUCUUUUACCCAUUUGCUGAACGUCUCCCGUUUAAGUACAAUGGGCUUUAAAGUGUUAGCCCCGGUGGCGAUUAUUUUUAUAUUUGCCUUGAACCUCUUACGUUGUGAAUACACAACGGACAAUUGGAAGUUUCAUUUUCCUUCCGGGGCGGGAAUGGGUUUGUUCGUGGCAAUUGCUGUCCCACUGGAUCUGCCCAACAAAAAUGCCUAUUUGGCCUAUAAUUUCGAAGCGAACUACGGCCUUCCAGACAACACAACAGAGUACACAUACCCCCCAGUGAUUAACCGAGGAAUCGACAGGAAAUUCGUUUACAGUGCGUUGGAAACUAAAAUGAACACGAGUGGAUACCCGGGCAAAGCGUGUCUUCUAAGGACGAUCUGCGAGGCCUCCUCGCACACGGUGGAACACAAUAACGGCGUCCUGGGGGACAUCCUGCACAUUAUUUUUACACCGUCGUCGUCGUUGAAUGCUGGUUUGUCGUCGGAUUAUGAGGCUGCAGAAAAGCUUGGCAGGAAAACAGGCAACUGUAAAACGUACAACAAGAAUUGUACCAUAAGCUUUUUAAAUUUGAUCAGCUGGAUUGGAAAAAUCUUCUUAGCACUUGCAUUACCAUUAGAAUUAGACGAACUGGAUGUGUUCGUGGCUUACAACAUCGAGGCAACUUAUCAAUUGCCAGAGAACGAAACCGAAUUUACUUAUCCUCCACUAAUUGGAGACACGGUCGUCGACAGAAAGUUUGUAUACAACUUGCUGGAGUACAAAAUGAAAUCCCAUGGUUACCCAGGAAAACAAUGUUUGCUGAGGGCAAUCUGCGAGUCGUCGCAGCACUCGUCAAAAGACACCGGUGUAUUAGGGGAUAUUUUACAUUUAAUUUUAACACCUUCGACUUCGAAUAAUGCAAGACUGUCAAAUGAAUAUAGUGAGGCCGAAAGGUAUGGAAGUUCCAAUGGUCAUUUCCAUCUCUUGGUAAAUAUGUAUCGAACUAUGUGUACGUACUUUGCACGUUUGUUUUUUAGUUUGUAUCUAUUGAACUGUGCCAGAAGCGAUGGUAUUACGUUCAUAAAUCCCUUCAGGUUUCCCUAUGGGCCUAUUGAAGGCCCAUUUAUAGGGCUUUUUGUGGCUCUUUCGUUCCCAGUCAAUUUGCCGGACACCAGUAUGUCGUUUUCUUACAACAUGGAGGCAAAUUACGUUUUGCCCCAAAAUGAUACGGUACUUAUGUACCCUCCGAUAGUUUCCAGAUCUUUAAUGAGUCGCAGGUCAUUUUAUAACAUGUUGGAGUUUAAACUAAAGUCGCAUGGAUUUCCUGGCAAAGGAUGCCUUCUAAGGACGAUUUGCGAAGCCUCUUUGUACACCAUGAACGAUACUGGUGUUUUAGGUGACAUUAUACACAUAAUUUUAUCACCGUCAACAUCUUCCAAGGAGGACAAUCUUACCGAGUACAAUAAGGCUGAAAUAUACGGACGUACCGCCAAAAACUGUAUGAAAUACAACAAAAAAUGUAACAUCAGUAUAUUAGAUUUA